AUGAUGAUGCGUGAGAGCAGUAAGGAGGUCGCGCCCAAGAUCAAAAGAGGGAUUGAUCGCGACACCGAACCCGCUCAAACAAGAGACCCAAGCGAGGGCUCCCGACACAAGCGGAAGGAAAGCGGAAGGUGCAAAGAGGGAAGAGAGAACACAGCCCGCACUGUUCGCAAGGAAGCUGUUCCCAGACCAUUGUCGUUAACGGUCACUCACUACUCUUCUUUCUUCAUUCGGCUCCGGAAGAAGAAGCAGAAGAAGCAGAAGAAGCAGAAGAAGAAGAAGGUAUUUCUGUCUGACAAUGGCAUAGGUGCCUCUGCUUUCUGCUUCUGCAACUUGUGA
Messenger RNA from Monosiga brevicollis MX1, 336 nucleotides. RefSeq lists its product as uncharacterized. The transcript is spliced from 2 exons. The coding region runs from base 1 to 336 and encodes 111 amino acids. The record is from RefSeq and is a predicted model, not a curated record. Lineage: Eukaryota; Choanoflagellata; Craspedida; Salpingoecidae.